AUGUCGACAUUCCCGUGUCUCGAUUUCGAUUUGAAGACGCCCGCUUGCGUAGAAUGGAGAUUAGACGACGUGACGCAGUACUUGGUCGACCCUGAUCCGCAAAGAGGUCGCCUGAUGCUCGAGAGCCGCUUUUCCCACGAGGCAUCAUCGGCGUCCUUUCAGCUGCAUUGUCCCAUUAGAGUGAAAGGCAUUGAAUCUCAAUCUCACAUCAUUGGUUUAAUCCACACACAUUCCAUCACCUUGUUCAGCUAUGAUGAGAAUCCAGAAGUUCCCGAUAUAGUGCGAAAGAAACUCAAUUGUAGGGCUGUUCGACUUCAUUUCGAUCUCCGUCAACCUCUUGACCUUAUCGUUUCAACUGCAGCAACUGAACCCGUGCAACCAAGGAAGCGGCUAUCUGGCCAAGUUUUCGAUUCUCUACGUUCACUAGCCAAGGCGACAGCUCUGGAUGUUUAUAUCUCAGCACGAGAGGUUUCUCAAGCCAAGUUGUCCGCUGUCUGCGAAGCCGUCGCUCAAAACAUUCUUCAACCACUUGAGUCCGAUAUCCCAACUGCUUUGAGCUCACUCUAUGGCGGUAGCGGGGGCAAGGUUAUUAGCCUUUCUUCGUCUUCACAUAGCUCGUCCGCACCACCAAAUGAUGAGCCGCCAUCAUACGCCGAACUGGGACCACCUCCUCCCCCCGAUCUCAAAGCAUCAUCACAACCCAAAUCCCAGCCCCUGCUGUCCGUCGGUCCAAUUACCGAAGGAAGCGACAAGAAGAGACGGCGACUGGACGAUUCAAGUACUUCACCUGGAAUUGACAAUUAUCACGAUGUAUGGGCUACAUUAUCUGAUAUGCGCAAGGAGAUGCAUAGACUAGCGAAUCGAGUCGAACAGCUUGAGAGAGAGAACAAGGAGCUCAAAGAGGAACUUGACGACCUGCGUGCAAGCUGUGAGAAAGCCACUGAUGCUAUAGAUGCUGAUGGGGCGGCUCUGCUUGAAGUGCAUGAGGAUCUGAACGAGUUGAGAGUGCACGUUGAUUUCCUCUCUCAUGGUGGAUUGGACAGUGAUGCUGAAGAACACAUUGUUGAAACCGUUAAAAACUCUGUACUCACGCAUAUUCUAGAGAGGGGUUACAAUACGAAGAUUACCAUUGAAAAGAGCUAG
Messenger RNA from Trichoderma virens Gv29-8, 1143 nucleotides. RefSeq lists its product as uncharacterized. The transcript has a single exon. The coding region runs from base 1 to 1143 and encodes 380 amino acids. Lineage: Eukaryota; Fungi; Ascomycota; Sordariomycetes; Hypocreales; Hypocreaceae. The record is from RefSeq and is a predicted model, not a curated record.